AUGGCUGAAGCAUGUAAAAUUGGUCAAAUAUUUAUCUCAGCUACUGGUUCAACUGAAUUAAUUCGUGGUGAACAUAUGAUGGAAAUGCGUGAUAUGGCUCUUCUAUGCAAUAUCGGUUCUGGUCAAACUGAAAUUGACGUUGUAUGGUUAAAAGCGAACACACUCAAAAUUGAAAAUGUUAAACCGCACCUUGAUAUUUAUCAUUUGCCAAGUGGUCGUGCUGUUAUUUUACCGGCUGAUGGUCGUGUAAUCAAUCUUUCUUGUGCACAUGGUAAUCCAAGUUUUGUUAUGAGUAUCUCAUUUUCAAAUCAAAUUUUGGCACAAAUCGAAUUAUUUACAAGAAAAGGACAAUAUCCAAUUGGAAUUCAUACCCUUUCAAAAACUUUGGAUGAAGAAGUGGCCUUGGCACAUUUGGAUUAUUUAGGCGUCAAAUUAGAAAAAUUGACACAAACACAAGCAGCAUAUUUAGGUUUACAUCCAGAAGGUCCAUUCAAACCCGAAUAUUAUCGUUAUUGA
Rotaria sp. Silwood2 is the source of this 516-nucleotide messenger RNA. The record is from the annotation of a GenBank genome assembly. NCBI's taxonomy places the organism in Eukaryota, Metazoa, Rotifera, Eurotatoria, Philodinida, Philodinidae.